Molecule: messenger RNA, 1649 nt
Organism: Hypomesus transpacificus
Lineage: Eukaryota; Metazoa; Chordata; Actinopteri; Osmeriformes; Osmeridae
Product: WD repeat-containing protein 7
Exons: 10
Coding region: 171-1352 (393 amino acids)
Cellular component (GO): cytoplasm
Molecular function (GO): protein binding
Source: RefSeq, a predicted model, not a curated record
GGCAACGUUAACAGCUGUCGUGUGAUCAGCUGAGCAGAGAGGAUCUCUGCAGAGGGUAAAUAUCAAAGCGUCUUAGAAUUUUCUAGACGUACUCGGAUAUAACAAUUUUAUCAAGAAGUUUGUCAAAAAAAGGAUGUUACUAUAGAGUCAUUUGCCGCGCAAGAGAAACCAUGUCGGGAAACAACUUGGUUCUACCCAUAGUGCUGUGGGGCCGCACGGCGCCCACUCACUGCAUCUCCAGCCUGCUGGUGAUGGAUGACCUGGCCACCAUCAUCACUGGGUGCCACGACGGACAAAUCUGCAUCUGGGACAUGACCUCUGACCUGGAGAUCUGCCCCAGGGCCAUGCUGUUUGGCCACACUGCCUCCAUCACAUGCCUGUCCAAAGCCAGUCCAGGCAGCGACAAGCAGUACAUCGUCAGCGCCUCAGAGAGCGGGGAGAUGUGCCUGUGGGACGUCAACGACGGCCGCUGCAUCGAGUUCACCAAGCUGGCCUGUGCCCACACCGGCAUCCAGUUUUACCAGUUCGCCAUCGGGACGGAGCGCGAGGGCCGCCUGCUGUGCCACGGCCACUACCCCGAGAUCCUGGUGGUGGACGCCAGCAGCCUGGAGGUGCUCUACUCCCUCGUGUCCAAGAUCUCCCCCGACUGGAUCAGCUCCAUGAGCGUCAUCCGCUCCCACCGCACGCAAGAGGACACCGUGGUCGCUGUGUCGGUCACUGGGAUACUGAAGGUGUGGAUCAUCACCGCUGACGUCAGUAGGAUGCAGGACCUGGACCCUGUGUUUGAGGAGGAGUCCAAGCCCAUCUACUGCCAGGGCUGCCAGAGCAUCUCCUUCUGCACCUUCACACAGCUGUCCCUGCUGGUGGUGUGCUCCAAGUACUGGAGGGUUUUGGACGCGGGAGACUACUCCCUGCUGUGCUCGGUGCCCAGCGAGAACGACCAGGCGUGGACAGGGGGCGAGUUCAUCGCCGCCGACAAGGUCAUCGUGUGGACGGAGGACGGCUGCAGCUACAUCUACAAACUCCCCGCCAGCUGCCUGCCCGCCAGCGAACACUUCCGCAGCGACGUGGGCAAGACCACCGAGGGGUCCAUCCCGCCUCUCGUGUACAGCAUCGCCGACCGCUCCGACAAGCAGCUUCUCAUCUGCCCCCCGGUGACGUGCUUCUUCUACGGCCGCCGCGAGCCCUUCCACAAGCUGCUGGUGCAGGGGGACUCUGCCGGACGCCUCUCCCUGUGGAGCAUCCCCGACGCCUCCCCUCCGCAGCCCCCGGCCUCCGCCACAGGUAGGCCCUCCCUCUCUCCCCCGAGUCCUCACACGGAACACGUCCAACACGUGGAGUCAGGUGGUUGAACGGUGAGGGAAUCGGGCUUGUAAUCUGAAGGUUCCCAGGUCAAUUCCCGGCCGAGUCAAAUUACUUUGUGUCCUUGAGCAAGGCACUUCACCCUAAUUGCCUCAGGGGGAAUGUCCCUGUACUUACUGUAAGUCGCUCUGGAUAAGAGCGUCUGCUAAAUGACUAAAUGUAAAUGUAACCCCGUGCUAUUGUGUUUGACGUCUCGAGUGUGUGUUGAGGGACUCGUUUUAUGCCGACCCGUUAAUGCCUUCGCUUCGUCUGCCGAUUGUUUGCGGGGGUUACCCGUCCAUCACUAG